AUGGACAGCUGGAGGAGGGGCAGGGGGCCAGACGUGGAGGCCGUCCCUCCCUCCAGAUCCAGCCUGAUGGGGAUUCUGCUGCUGGUGGUGAAGCUCUCAGUGUUGCUGGUCCAGAACCGGGUCCACCUCUACAAUGUUCUGCUCCUUAAGAUCAUCCUCUUCAACCACUGGCUGUCAGGGCUGCUCCAGCAGGCCCAGGGGUCCUGCAGCCAGCAGGCCCACCCACUGCCCGGGCUCACAGCCUGCCCCGUGGGCUCGGUCCUACGGGCUGGGCUGGCACUGAUGGAGGUCCCUGUGUGUCUGGUUCUGAGGGUGCCCAGGUUAGUGUGGGCGGGCAUGCUGGGCUGUGCCCGGGCCCUGGGCCUGGACCCAAAGCAGCCAAGUGCCUGGGAGCAGCUGGGUCUAUCUGCGGCCACCUGGAUGGACCUACUUCUGUCGUGUCUGCACAGCCUGAUGUUGGCAGCCUUGCUGCUGCUGCUGCUCACCUGCAGGCUGCUGUGGAAGGCCCACCGCUGCAGCCUGGGCUGGCUGCCCAGCAAGGUUCUGUUGGAGAACCAGGUGGUGCUGGGGCUACUGGCCUCGAUGAAGCGUCUGUACUGGUGGGUGGAGAGCACGCUGGUGGUUACCUCCUGGCACCUGGCCUAUCUCGUCACUUGGACCACCUGCCUUGCUUCCCACCUGCUGCAGGCUGCCUUCGAGCACACAGCCCAGUUGGCCCUUGCCCAGGCCCCGGAGGCUGAGCCCCAGGAAGCUGAGUCUCUAUUUGAGUCCCCAUUCAUUGGGUCUCUGGUUCUCAAGGCUGGGCCAGUCCUGCCAGAGCAUGAAACCCUUAGAGAAUAA
This is a messenger RNA of Myotis davidii, 840 nucleotides long. RefSeq names its product Williams-Beuren syndrome chromosome region 28 (gene TMEM270). Lineage: Eukaryota; Metazoa; Chordata; Mammalia; Chiroptera; Vespertilionidae. Bases 1 to 840 code for a protein of 279 amino acids. The transcript is spliced from 4 exons. The record is from RefSeq and is a predicted model, not a curated record.